AUGACUGAUGGCAAUGAGAAACUUAAACAAAUGGAGGAGGAGAUGGAUAGAUUCGAGGCUGAGAUUGCUCAUCAGUCGUCGGGCAAGACACCGAAUAAUAUUCCAAUCUCUGGCGGAUUUACAUUCCCUCCUGUUACUAACUUUAUGCCUCCCCAGUUACGUGUUCAUCAAAACCCGACCAACGUCGUGCAGCCAGUUUAUUCGGUCUUACCACUGCCUCCCGGGGUUCCCAUGUUUGUUCCCCUUUCUCAACCUCCUGUGUCUUGUUACCAUAUGAAUGUCGCUCACACGCAGUUGCCGCCAUCAAAUCCUGUUUUCAUGCCUUCAAAGGCAUCUAAUAUGUCGAUCCCAACACCAAAAGUGGAAAUGUCUCCCGUUUCAUCAGUUAACAAAGAGACUGUUAGUGAACAUAACCCAACUCAAAAAGUUAUAUCUGCCCCACCACAAAUGGCUGGACCAAACGAGUUAGCGGCACGAGCCAAGCAAGCCGCUGCGGCGGUUGCAGCUGCCAAGUCUAAAGCUGAAGACGAAGACGAUGAUGUUACUCGAGCAUUGCUAGCUGCGGCAGCGGGAGUUACUUAUACUCGAGUUCAGGGCCCAGAUGGAAAAGAAAAGGUUUUAGCAAGUAUCACUAAACCUCCGCUAACACCAGUCGUUACACAAUCGAGUAAAAAAUCAAAGCUAACCGAUCUCAAUACAGAUACGGAAGUGAACAAAGUAACACAAACAACAAUAUUACCUCCGGUAGCACCUACAAUUUAUCGUUCUGCUAGUACAACUACAAAUGAUCAAGUCUAUAAAAAGAAAAAGUACAUUCGCACAGCUGCUGGAGCCACUUGGGAAGAUCCGACUUUGGUUGAAUGGGAUCCAAAUGACUUCCGAUUAUUUUGUGGGGAUUUGGGAAAUGAAGUGACAGAUGACACUCUAGCACGAGCAUUUAACCGCUACCCUUCUUUUCAAAAAGCAAAAGUUGUUCGAGACAAACGUACCAGUAAAUCUCGUGGUUAUGGUUUCGUUAGCUUUUCUGAUCCUGGAGAUUUCACACGUGCCAUGCGAGAAAUGAAUGGUAAAUAUGUUGGUAAUCGCCCGAUCAAACUGAAAAAAAGCGAGUGGCGUAAUCGUCAACUGGAAGUCCAUAGAAAAAAGGAGAAAGAAAAACGAAAACUUGGUUUGAAAAACUGA
This is a messenger RNA of Schistosoma guineensis, 1182 nucleotides long. Lineage: Eukaryota; Metazoa; Platyhelminthes; Trematoda; Strigeidida; Schistosomatidae. The record is from the annotation of a GenBank genome assembly.